Rhagoletis zephyria (snowberry fruit fly) is the source of this 1749-nucleotide messenger RNA. NCBI's taxonomy places the organism in Eukaryota, Metazoa, Arthropoda, Insecta, Diptera, Tephritidae. The record is from RefSeq and is a predicted model, not a curated record.
AUGCCUUAUGGAGCGGCGCAACAAUCAGUGGUGGACACGUCGCACAUGCAACACGGCCAGCACGAAGACCUCAUCAGCAUGGGCAAUCCCAAUGCCCAGGCAGGUUUGGGCCUAGGAGGUGCCGGUGCAGGCCCACUGCCACCGCCCGCCUACCACCAGCUGACGCCCGAGCAACAGCAGCAGUCGCAGCAGCAGCACUACGCCGCCAAUGGUGCAGGCGGAAAUGGCGGACCUGGCAACUCAGCCACGCCGACGCCUGAUUCUCAGUACUACUCGUCCUAUUGUGAUACCAGAGGGGCCCUCUUUGGUGAUGCCUCUGCAAACCACUACUACCCACUGGACAGUGGUGUGGCCCAGGACUGGAACGGUGGACAGCAACAACAACAACAGCAGCAGCAGCAGUACGGCAACCAAGGGCAGUCUCCGUAUGGUGUGCCCGGUCUGGUGCACCAGCAACAGCAGCACUCACUGGAGCAGCAUCAACAGCAGCAGCUUCCGCCGGGCACCCCGGGCCUGUACGACCAGAGCUCGGUGGCCAGUCCGAAUCACGGUGGCAGCCACAACAGCAGCGGCAACAGCAGCCAGCUUUCCAGUCUUCCGCCAAUGUCCAGCUUUGCCAGUCGCCCUCCGAGCGGCCCCUACGUCCCUUCCGCCCAAUCCGUCGCCACAACCGCUGGGCCCCUCAGCAUGUCGGUUUCUCCUGGAGUGGACAUCAAACCCGAGCUGACCAGUCUCUACCCACCGGGCAGUGUUCAGCAGGAGGCGCAGUGGGCGAUGCACCGAUCUGCACCUUCCGGCUAUCCUGGCACCGACCCCGGCAAGCUUCCCGGCGAGGUCUCUCACCUGCACAGUAUGCAAAGUCCUAAUGGCGCCCUGAUGGGGAACAUGCGAGGAGGCAUGGCCAAUGUGGCAUCGCCUCCUGUGGUGUCCAAUCUGCAGGCGAACUCUGUGGCCGGUCAGGCAGCUAGCUCAAAUGCGCCCACUCCUGCUCCAACCUCGACCACAAACAGCGGCAAAAAGAGCGGAGGUGGACGUGUGGCGAAACCGAAGCGUGCUCGUGGUCGCUCCACCAACUCGGCGGCGGCCACCGUUGCUGCCUUUGGUGCUGCACUCGGUGCUCACCUCGCCAGUGUUAGCGGGGGCAAUGGCGGCGGUGGUGGUGGCGGCGGUUCACUCGACGAUAUUGACCUUGAUGGCUCUGACCACGAAGACGAUCCACCUGAAAUUAAAGUGGAGCGCGAGAAGGAAAGAAGACAGGCAAACAAUGCCCGCGAAAGGAUCCGCGUUCGCGACAUAAAUGAAGCCUUCAAGGAGCUAGGCCGAAUGGUCGUCAUACACAUGAAGUGCGACAAGGCGCAAACAAAGCUGAAUAUUCUCCACCAGGCAGUUGACGUAAUCACCAAUCUUGAGACCCAAGUUCGAGAGCGAAACUUGAAUCCCAAGACGGCUUGUCUGAAGCGUCGCGAGGAGGAGAAGAGCAGCGAACAGGCUGUGAGCAGCAAGUUCAUGGGCAGUGUGCCUCCCAAUGCCAUUGCCCUGCCGCCUGCGAUGAUGGGCGGCGUGCCUCCUGGCUCACAGCUGGGUCCCAACGCCCCUCCGCCUCACCCGAACAUGAUGAACAGUGGCCAGCAGCAGCACAUGCAGUCCAUUGUGACCAGCUCAAAUUCAAUGCAGCCCAUUGACCCUAGUAUGAGUCUCGACUCGCUGAGGUUACCACCAAUGGUAGGUGUGAACAUUGCCCAGCGCUAA